Molecule: messenger RNA, 5755 nt
Organism: Acanthochromis polyacanthus (spiny chromis)
Lineage: Eukaryota; Metazoa; Chordata; Actinopteri; Pomacentridae
Product: 1-phosphatidylinositol 4,5-bisphosphate phosphodiesterase delta-3-A-like
Exons: 16
Coding region: 138-2522 (794 amino acids)
Biological process (GO): lipid metabolic process; intracellular signal transduction
Molecular function (GO): phosphatidylinositol-4,5-bisphosphate phospholipase C activity; calcium ion binding
Source: RefSeq, a predicted model, not a curated record
UCUGUGUCUGACGUCAGCACGCGAAAAAGCUUUGGCCCCGCUCCUGUUUCUCCGCCAGAUAAAAGCAUGAGGAGCUGGAACGAGCAGAGCCGCUAGACUUACAGGAGCCGCCGCAGCAAGCGAGGGAGGGAGGCAUCAUGUUGGGCCACAGAAAGAAAGCAGGCGCGCAAGUGAAGAACGGAGCCGGGACGUCUGAGUCUAAAGCCAUCGACCCUCUGAGGAAUCUGGGAGUACAGGAUGAUGAAGAUGUGAAGCGGAUGUUGCAGGGCUCAAGCAUGGUGAAGGUACGCUCACCUCGCUGGCAGAAGCGACGAACUCUAAAGCUGCUGGAAGAUGGUGUCACCGUCUGGUGUCAAUCACACAAAACAUCCAGUCGGGCAAAGGAGCAACAGUCCUUCUCCAUCAUGGAGGUGGAGUGUGUCCGAGAAGGUUGCCAGUCAGAGACGUUGCGGCAGAUCGUUGGCUCAGUACCUGAGGCCCGAUGUUUAACAGUGGUCUUCAAAGGGCCCCGCAAGAGCCUGGAUCUCCUCUGCCAGAGCCAAGAGGAAGCUCAGCACUGGGCUCGAGGCAUCCGAACACUGCAGGAGAGGGUGCAGAACAUGACACAGAAGGAGAAGCUUGAUCAUUGGAUUUAUGCUUACCUGAGUCGGGCCGACCAGAACCGCGAUGACAAAAUGAGCUACGAUGAGGUGCAGAAGCUGCUGCAGAUGAUCAAUAUUGACCUGAGUGACCAAUACGCCCGCAGCCUCUUCCAGAAAUGUGACCGGUCAGCUGACGGACGUCUGGACCACGGAGAGAUUGAAGUUUUCUGCAGGGAAUUGUUACGGAGACCAGAACUCGAUGCCGUAUUUGUCCGCUACUCUGCAAACAGCUGCGUACUUUCCACAGUGGACCUGAGGGAUUUCUUGAAGGACCAGGGGGAGGAUUCUUCACUCAUCCAUGCUCAAAGUCUCAUACUCACCUAUGAGCUUAAUGAGUGGGCCCAGAAGAACCAGUUCAUGACCCCCAAUGGUUUCACCAUGUACAUGCUUUCUAAGGAGAACUGUGUGCUUAACCUGGAACAUGCUAGAGUUUACCAAGACAUGACACAUCCAUUGGCGCACUACUUCAUCUCUUCAUCCCACAACACCUACCUCACUAAGGACCAGAUUACUGGGGACAGCAGCACAGAGCCAUACAUACGAGCUCUGAAUCAUGGCUGUCGGUGUGUGGAGCUGGACUGCUGGGAUGGAGAUAAAGGAGAACCAGUCAUCUAUCAUGGACAUACACUCACCUCCAAAGUGCCCUUUGUGGAAGUCAUUGAGACCAUCAAUGAAUAUGCUUUUAAAGCGUCUCCGUACCCUCUGAUCUUGUCUCUGGAGAACCACUGCUCUGUGGAGCAGCAGACAGUAAUGGCUCGACACCUGAAAUCCAUCCUGGGGGACAAACUGCUCAUCAAGCCCCUCAGUGGUCUGGAUAACCGCUGCUUGCCUUCUCCAGAGGCUCUUAAGGGUAAAAUCCUGGUGAAGGGAAAGAAGGAGAGGAUGGAGAAGGAGUGCUCGUCUAGCUCUUCAGACCUCAGCUCCUCAGAUGAAGAGGCCAGUCGAGGCAAAGGCAAAGGUCAGAAGAAGAAAGAGGACAAGAAGCCGGCUGUGUCUAAGCUGAGUCCAGAGCUGUCAGACCUGGUGGUGUACACUCGCAGUGUUCCUUUUAAAGACUUUGAACACGCUGCCAAAAGCCCAGCCACCGACAUGUCAUCUUUCUCUGAAAGUGAAGCACUCAGGCAUAUUAAAGAUUCAGGGAUGUAUUUUGUACGUCACAACAGUCACCAGCUCAGCAGGAUCUAUCCCUCAGGCCAGCGCCUCCAAUCCUCCAACUACAACCCUCAGGAGAUGUGGAACGGAGGCUCUCAGAUUGUUGCUCUGAACUUCCAGACACCUGGGGAGCAGAUGGACCUGAACCAAGGAAGGUUCCUACAAAAUGGACAGUGUGGAUAUGUCCUGAAACCUCCCUUCAUGUGUCAGCCUGGCACCACCUUCAACCCAGAGAAUGUUGGAGGAGGUCCUGCCCACAAUCCAGUCCUGCUCACUGUUCGGGUUAUUUCAGCUCAGCAGCUGCCUAAACCAGAAUGUGACAAGCCUAGUUCCAUUGUGGACCCUCAAGUCUGGGUGGAAAUACAUGGUGUUCCAAUUGACAACGAAAAGAAGAAAACUCCUUAUGUUGACAACAAUGGCUUUAACCCGCGUUGGGACUGCACCUUUAACUUUACCGUCCAUGUCCCUGACUUGGCUCUGGUCCGCUUUAUGGUGGAGGAUCAUGACUAUACCUCAAGCAACGACUUCCUGGGCCAGUACACCUUGCCUUUCACCAGUCUCCGUACAGGUUAUCGCCACGUCCGACUGCUCAAGUUGGAUGGUUCAAGUCUUUCCCCUGCCUCCCUGUUUGUGCAUGUGAAGAUCACCCCCAGUCAGCGCAGUCCUUCCAAGUCAUCAGCUAAAUCAGCAGCUCCAUCACCAACUAAGUCUACAACUAAGAGGCGCUAAUUCCAACGGCAUGCAUCCCACUGAGGUGUAUGUGACAUAUCUGCAUGUGACCAAAUACAAAUUCAGGGCCGUAAAUUUUAAAAGUCGGUGGCUCCAACCUUCCCCUGUAGUUGCUGUAGCAAUAUCUUCAACCUGUUUAUAUUUUAUGAAAAAAAGAUAAUUUUGCUGAUGCAAGCGGUUAAACUGACCAGUAUUCCAAAUUUGUGAAGACAAAAGAAAACACAGUUUUUCAGUGCUUACAGCUAAUUAUGUUAUGCAAUGCAUUCCAGUGACUUUUGUCACUGAUAGGAUGUGUAAAAGGAGACCAGAGCAACAAACUAGAUCUUAGUUAAGGCUCUGGUAUGUGGAUUUAAGUGCACUCCAAGCCUCUUUCCAUCCAAAACAAUCUAUCAGUCGCAGAUUUGCGAAUACUUGAAGCUAGAGUUGUGAGUUUUAUAUUUAAUUCAAUAGAGUGUUGACUCUGAGAACAGAACUCCCAGCUAAGUCUGAGGCCUUUUGCAGGAGGCACUUUUUAAUCGUAUGUAGCUCUUUUAAUGUAUAUUUAACCUCAAUAUUCUUAGAAAGGUUGUGAAGUGAUCUGUUCUAGUGUGACUCUGCUGUGAAAGAUUUGCGGUAAAAUUCACAGGAAUUAUUCUGUAGAAAACCACAUUCUUAGGUUCACCUAAAGAUAAGAUUUGACUUUAGAAAUCUCAACUCGUGCGGGUUAUCAAGGUGACAAUCAUUUAAUGUUCCACGAUGAUACCUUCAAGGUAAACAGCAGCAUUAUCACUUUAUAGAGUAAUGCUCCAGGAGUGUACACUUCAGUCAGAGCUAAAAUCAACAGUUAUUCGCUGACAGUGCUGCAUUAAUGUUGUCUGUACAGGGCCUUACCCAAACAAAGUGGGUAUCGGUGCCCUGGUAGUGAUGUGUAGAGUUAUUGCUGGUGUUUUGUCCAGACAAAAGAAGCUAUGUAAGACUACCAGGACAGAUCCAUCAGCCUCAGCUCAUCAUGGAAACAAGAGAUUUCUUGCUAAAAACACAACUUUGGAAGACACUCAGCUGAUUUGUCCAACUUGUUUUGGUAAUACCUUUUAUUGGCUCUAGCUAAAUGUCACCAUCUUUGCCUCACAGCAAGAAGAGUUGGGCUUUGAAUCUGUAUCCUUUUACAGGGGAGUGAAUUGAUUGACUCUAAAUUAAUCAUAGAGGUGCUGUAUCACAAAGCAAGUCUGACAUAGCUGGGCUUUCUUCGUAGAAGUGGGCGCAACAAAAACUAAAGCCCCCCACUUUAUUUAACUCACAUUUUGUGCUUCUAACUCUGUGUGGGCUCACAUGAAAGGAGGCAUUUAAUGCAUCAUGUGACUCUUCUUCUACUAUAAAUGAACCAAUCAUGUGCCGCUCCUUCAGUCAGUAGGUUGUUUUAAUGGAGAGCUACAAGAAUCUAAAAAUUUAUGACAGUUCAAAGCGCUGCUACUGCAAAUGAUGCAAGACAGGUAUGCUGGGAGAAAACGGUUAAAUUUGUGUUAAUGUAUUUAUUUUACCAAUUAUUUUAGAGUUGUUAAACUUUAAGCUUCAUAUAUUCAGACAUGAUAUUGUAUUUGGAGUGCAUUUAGAUUUGACAUAAUACAGGUUUGUCAAAUGAAAUAGAUGUGUCCCAUAAUACAGGAUGAAUAAUCUUUGCCCAAAUCAAAGUGAAAUUGGUGUGACUGAUUCUCUGUCGUAAAUACUAAUAAUAUAAUCUAUUUUUUAAUCUGUGUUCUAAUAGCUGCAGUACCAGCAAUGUAAAUGAACUGAGCAACAAAUCAGGACUAAACAUAAAAACCUAUUUAUGCAAUUUGUACUAAUCUUGUUUCUUAGAUCUCGCCCAGUCUCAACUGGUUUACCUCCGACCCUCUGCAGCCCUCAGUAGACAUAAGCAUGUGUAGCUUUAAAAAUCUUUGUAGAGUGGUCUCACACACAGGAAGCCUUCGAAACCAAUCGGAGAAAUGAUAACAACUAUCAUUAAAUCCCGUCCCAGUACUUUUUAUAUUGCAGUCUAGUGGAUGAUUUUGAUUAUAUUCAGUGUCUGUUCUUUCUUUUUGUCUUUGAAUGACUGAAACCAAACUAUGUGAUGAAGUAGUCGCCUCAGCUUUUAUAUUAGAAAUAGAAUAUGCUCAAUUAUGCAAUAGCAAGAUGAUGUGCACUAGAUAGAUGCGCUGCCUUGUUAGAUGAGAUACGCUGUGUUAUGCCUCUUAGUAGCAAGUGUUAUAAUUUUUUAUAAUCUCUUUCUCAUUGUUUACUUUGUGGUCAGAUAUGUUCUGUGCCAGCUUGAUUGAUAAUCUUGGCAACUGUGACGUAAAGACUUAAUUUCUGUCAAAGGUUAUACAGAUCACAAGAUUUGUUUCUGUGUUAGACAAAAUCAUUUACUGUCGUGUGUUGUGUUAAAGAAGGUUUUAUACAGUGCUUUUGUAAGAAGUUGGUUUUGGAACAUUCGUAUUUUUUUGAUUUACCCGUGACAAAAGUGACUAGGUACAUUUCUAUGUGAGUAUAUUAGAAUAAUCUCAGAGUUUUAGAGGCAUUCUGUCAGUGCUGGGUACUGAAAACACUGUCAGCUUUAGUCUUCAACUGCUGUCAGAUAUGAAAUCAUCAAACAACUGUCGAAUAGGAAUCUUGACAAUAUUGCACUUACUCAUAACUGUACUCAAAUGUGUAAACUGUAAGUACAUAGUAUGUCAUUUAAAAAAAAGACCAAAGUAUGUGUUUUUUGAACGGUAGCAGUUGUACAAAAACUUUAAUUCAAAGCAUUGACAUUGUUCUUGUUUAUUUAUUGCAUCUAAACAGUUGUACUGUUUGCUUUUGUGAACACAAGCUGUACGAUAACCAACCUCAUGGUAUUUAUUAUAAAGCAUAUAUGCAAUUCAAUAAAAUGUUCUAAAAAUAGCUAAACAAAUUGAAGAACCUGUCAUAUGGUAUUUGAGUCACACUGUCAACUGAUGCAUCCGUCUGAUAUGGUUUUUUGUUUUGUUUUUUUAAAGUUAUUUUUUGGCCUUUUUGCCUUUACAGUAUUAUAGUGCACAGUGGAGAGAGAGACAGGAAACAUGGGGAAAAGAGCGAGGGAGAGACAUGCAGUAAAUGGCCACGGGUUGGACUAAAGCCAACGACCGCUACGUUUGGGACUAUAGAACCUGUUUAUGUCGCCCGUUCAACUUGCUGAGCUACAGGGGUGCCCUCAUCUGACAUGUUUUACAGUGAAAAAAUAAAUAUGAAUGAUCACCUUA